UAGCUAGGUUCUUUGUUUUUCUCUUUUAUUAUGUGGAAGAGGCGCAGUCACUUAACACUAGAAUCACCCUAGGAAUGAGGAUCGGAGGUGUAAAAAUAGCCAAACGGAGAGCAACCGUGAGAGGAUGGAUGUUUCACCAGGUGUCAACUAUUGACCUUGCAAUUCUAACUAUUUGACAAGUUCUAUUUGGAAACAUGGGGCUCUUCCAUUGCCCGGCUUUUUCUCAUCGUGUUGCCCUCGUCCUCUCUCCUCCUUUCCCCUUAGUCACGCCAUUUUUGGCCAUUUCAAGCUUACAAAGGUACGACCGUUUCUCCACUCCUCUUGGUUUUGAGACACGCAAACAAGACUAUGAUAUAUUGAUGCCUGUGGCUGUGGUUGUGAAGCAACCAUGAACUGAUCUCACUGGGUUCGAGUAGAAGCAGCCCAUGGCCACCCGGCCGUCGCCGCGGUCGAGCGACGGUACGCGCCCAAGAAGCAAGAGCGGGAGCGGUAGGCCCCCGUCGAGCCCGCGCAGCUCCGACUCGUCACGCCAGACCACCGGCCGCUCAUCCGCGGCGUCCGACAAACCGAUGCCGUCCUUCCUCCGCCCCACCGUGAGCUCGUCCCUGCACAGCUCCUCCUCAUCGUCCUCAUUGUCGUCAUACUCCUCCUCCUCCAAGGGACCCGCCGCCACGGCGAGGCGGUCCGCCGACAAGGCCCCGGCGCAGCCACUGGGCGCGCCGCGGCCGAUCACGCCCAAGGACACGACUAAGGCCAAGGCGCCGGCGGUGAAGUCCACGUCGCGGUGGUCCUCUGUGUUACCGAGGCAGCUGGUGCAGAAAGCGUCCAAUGCCAUCAAAGCCAGCAGCAAGUCCCGCGGCAAGAAGAUCAAGGAGGUGGCGAGCUCUGGCACCGCCGCUUCGGCGUCCGGCAAGGAGGGAGCCGGUGCUUCCGCCGAGGCCAAGGGCGAGACGGCGAGAGCCCAGCCCGUCGACGAGCAGCACCAGCAGCCUGAGACAACUGCCGAGUCGCCUCCUGCAGUGCAAGAAGAGGAGGCUGCUCUGGAGCCCAAAGCUGAGGAAAACGAACAGCACGUGGCGACGUCGCAGGAGGUUGUCAGUAUUGACAUCACGACCGUGGAGGAGAGAGAUCAAGUGGACAAGGUUAGUGCAGAACAGCCGAAGGAAGAAGCAGAGAAGGAGGAGGCCGCCGAGGAGGAGAAGAUCGUACCGGAGGAGGCUGAACCAAUGGAGGAGAGAGAUCAAGUGGAGAAGGUUAGUGCAGAACAGCCGAAGGAAGAAGCAGAGAAGGAGGAGGCCGCCGAGGAGGAGAAGAUCGUACCGGAGGAGGCUGAACCAGUGGAGGAGAGAGAUCAAGUGGAGAAGAUUAGUGCAGAACAGCCGAAGGAAGAAGCAGAGAAGGAGGAGGCCGCCGAGGAGGAGAAGAUCAUACAGGAGGAGGCUGAACCAGUGAAGGUCGAGACGCCGGAGCCGAAGCUGCAAGAAGAGACGCCGCAAAGUUGUGCGGUUGCGGAGACAGAGGGCCAGCAGAACACAGAAGAUGAGUCACCGGCCGUCGUUCUAGAAGAAGCGGCGAAGGAGGCAGCAAUUCCGGGAGGAGAACAUGAAUCGGCCACAAGCACGGUGGAAGAGACUGUGGUCGAGGAGACCAAGGCCGAGGAGAGGCAACAAGAAGAGGCUCCGAAACUCGAAGAGACCAUGGAGAACUCUGAAACGAGCGUGAUCUCUAAAGAACCGAAGGAAGAAACCAGUGUGAUCUCUGAAGAACCAAAGGAAGAAACGAGCGUCAUCUCUGAAGAACCAAAGGAAUAUCCUACGCCUAUCGAGAAGCAAGAGGAGGUUGCCGAGGAGGCAAAGAUAGCUGUGGGAUCGAGCGCGUCAGCUCCAACAACGCCGCAGAAAGAAGCUCUCGAGGACGUGGAGACAGUGCCUAAACAGGUGAGUGCUUCGGAGCCCGUAACGCCGAUUACAGAAGCCAUUAGCAAGGACAAGGCGGUGAUCGAGACGCUGCUGAGCGCAUCAGCACCAGCGACGCCGGCGAUUGCAGUCGACAAGGGCGGGGCGUCAAAGCAGACGACGGUCCCCGAGGAGUCGAAGCUAACGUUCAAGGGGAGCAAGGUGAAGACGGCCAUGGAGAAGCGGUCGGACGAGGAGCAGCCCAAGAAGAAGGAGGUGGCGCGGAGUAACGACGUGAUCGAGGAGGCCAAGAGCAAGCUGCUGGAGAAGAAGAAGAGCAAGGUGAAGGCGCUGGUGGGGGCCUUCGAGACCGUCAUGGACAGCCCGGGCAAGUCAAGCUGAUUGAUUUGGAGGGAAGGUUGAGUUGUGAUAUGUGGUUUGACUUGUGUGGUGUUUGAUAUUGGAUGGUGAGGUAUUCCGGUUUGUUGCUUUCUAGUUUGUUGAUCAUUGAUUCUUGUGAUUAUCACUUAAACAAACGAAGAUGUUAUUGCUGAUUUGUUUAUUUCAUCAUUUACCUGUUGUUUAUGUGGAGAUAA
Phragmites australis (common reed) is the source of this 2491-nucleotide messenger RNA. RefSeq lists its product as uncharacterized. Bases 426 to 2297 code for a protein of 623 amino acids. The transcript is spliced from 2 exons. Gene Ontology annotation, molecular function: calmodulin binding. Lineage: Eukaryota; Viridiplantae; Streptophyta; Magnoliopsida; Poales; Poaceae. The record is from RefSeq and is a predicted model, not a curated record.